GUGACACGUUCACUAAAAAAAAAUCCUUUUGUAGCGAAUCAUUUAUUAAGAAAAAUAAAUACACUUAACACAAAAGCAGAAAAAGAAAUAAUAGUAACCUGGUCCCGAGCGUCUACCAUUAUACCUACAAUGAUCGGGCAUACUAUUGCUAUCCAUAAUGGAAAGGAGCAUUUGCCUAUUUAG
This is a messenger RNA of Prunus persica (peach), 183 nucleotides long. The record is from the annotation of a RefSeq genome assembly. Lineage: Eukaryota; Viridiplantae; Streptophyta; Magnoliopsida; Rosales; Rosaceae.